AUGUUCUUCCAUCGCAUCGCCCUUAAAGGCCUGGCACUGUCACUCGUUCAUAACUCUUUCGUUAAUGCCGUCGUUCUUCCGCGCCAAUCCAAGAAUCCAGCAUCAGAUCUAUUGAGUCUGAUCGGCGCUCUGGACACCAGCGGAGCGGACACGGCUUCUAAUCCGUUUACCCUACCUGGCCCGAAGUUUGUAAUUACCCAGAAGGCUGAUGACCCCGUCAUUCGAGCGGCUGCGAUAGCCACGAAGCAGCUUACUUUUCUCUAUGGGCCGCCCAUUGCAGGUGGCCCCUCGUAUCCAUCCGGCGCGACUGGUCUGUUGCGAACUGCUGCCGACCUUCUUGCUAUCCAGAUGGACAUUCGACCGGAGCUAGCGGGUGCUGUCCUAGACGAUACACAAGCCACGGUCAAUUUGCCUCAAUACGAUGGACUGGACUCUGUCAAAGACUACACAAAGCUGUACCCAAACAACUGGGAGAACACCUUGCCAAGAGGACCUCAUCCUGGAGCUGAAACCAACUUUACUCGAGAUCUCUUCUUCUCCAUGGAGCGGCUAUCGAACAGUCCUUACCAGGUGCGGCGGCUGAACCCCUCGUCGGACACCCUUGCGUUCGAGAUCGAUGACGCCACCGCCAGAAAGACCGCUGGGUCAACUCUGCAAAGUCUGCUUACUGACGGACGCCUCUUCUACGCCGACUACCGCGACCAGAAGAACUUGCCACCAACCACUCAUUACAGUGCCGCAUGCGAUGCAUACUUCUACAUCGACCCUUCUUCCGGCGAUUUCCUGCCUUUGGCGAUCCGCACGAAUGUCGGGUCGAACUUGAUUUACACGCCGCAAGACACCGCGAACGAUUGGCUUCUGGCCAAGAUUAUGCUGAAUGUGAACGACUUUUGGUUUGCGCAGUGGAAUCACCUUGCACAGACGCAUGAGGUGGUUCAGAUUGCUUACAUGGCCGCGGUUCGGACGCUGAGCGAGGAUCAUCCGGUGCUUGCUUUGCUGAAUAGAUUGAUGUUCGAAGUCUUCGCCAUCCAAUCUCUUGCUGCGGGAAGUCUACUCGAUUCGUGA
Molecule: messenger RNA, 1065 nt
Organism: Saxophila tyrrhenica
Lineage: Eukaryota; Fungi; Ascomycota; Dothideomycetes; Mycosphaerellales; Extremaceae
Exons: 2
Coding region: 1-1065 (354 amino acids)
Biological process (GO): lipid oxidation
Molecular function (GO): metal ion binding; oxidoreductase activity, acting on single donors with incorporation of molecular oxygen, incorporation of two atoms of oxygen
Source: RefSeq, a predicted model, not a curated record